Molecule: messenger RNA, 1074 nt
Organism: Lactuca virosa
Lineage: Eukaryota; Viridiplantae; Streptophyta; Magnoliopsida; Asterales; Asteraceae
Source: the annotation of a GenBank genome assembly
AUGAAGACUAAGGUCUCACUUCUGACCUCAGUUCUUCAUCAUCGUCUCCACUCUAAGUCACUUAAUUUUGUUGGAUCCUUACCCCAUUUUUACCCCUUAUCACACCCACAAAUACCUUUCACCGAUUCACCCAAACAACAAGAUGAUCAAUUGGCUGUUUGUGUUCAUGAUUCAAGAGCACAAGUUCUUGAUCAGUUUUCCUGCAUACCCAUUUCAACGAUUCACACAGAAUCCAGCUCUAAACAUGAAACCGAUAAGCAAGAUGACGAUGAUAUAUGGCUGAUAAUGAAAGAUGAAGCAAGAUCUGAUGUUGACCAAGAACCCAUACUGUCAGACUACUAUUCUAGAUCAAUCUUAUCUCAUCAUACCAUGGAGAGUGCUCUAUCUCAUCAUCUCUCCACAAAGCUCGGAAGUUCUAGUCUCCCUAGUAGAACCCUCCAUGAUCUUUUCAUGGAUGUACUCACAGGCGAUCAAGAUAUUGUUGGAGCUGUAAAAGAUGAUCUAAAGGCCGUAAAGGAAAGGGACCCAGCUUGUUUGAGCUAUGUUCACUGUUUCCUUCAUUUUAAGGGGUUUCUUGGUUGUCAAGCUCAUAGAGUAGCACACAAGCUAUGGUCACAAAACAGAAAAAUCUUGGCGGUUUUGAUCCAGAAUCGGGUUUCUGAGGUUUUAGCUUUGGACAUUCAUCCCGGAGCUAAGAUCGGAAGUGGGAUAUUGUUUGAUCAUGCCACCGGAGUUGUUGUUGGAGAGACGGCAGUGAUCGGAGACAACGUAUCGAUUUUGCAUAAUGUGACAUUGGGUGGGACCGGGAAGAGUUGUGGGGACAGACAUCCGAAGAUUGGAGAUGGGGUUUUGAUAGGGGCAGGGACUUGUGUUUUGGGGAAUGUUAGGAUUGGUGAAGGGGCAAAAAUUGGGGCAGGGUCAGUGGUGUUGAAGGAUCUGCCCGCUCGAACUACUGCUGUUGGGAAUCCUGCUAAGUUGAUUGGAGGGAAGGAUAAUCCGGUCAAGCUUGAUAAAAUUCCUAGCCAUACUAUGGAUCAUACUUCACAUAUUGAGUUUUAUGAUUAUGUUAUUUAG